AGUAGAUCUUCUUUGGACUGCUUCCCCCCCAAGACCCUUUGCAGCCUCAGAAGCUGUUGCUGUGCAAAACAAGCGCCUUUGUGAAAGCUUCUCCAAAAAUAAAAGCUUUUUUUUUUUUAAUGGGGCAUUUGCACUACCUCCAAAUCAGCCUGGCAACUGGGGUGCUUUGGGUCUUGCUGGUAGGGGGGAUGGAUUUGCACAGGCAGGAAAAGAUGUUGUUAAAAUCUCUGGGGCUGAAUAUGAGGCCCAGCCCCAGAUCUCCAGCCCCAGUGCCCCCUCUGGUUUGGAAGAUGUUCCAGAAGAGAGCCAGGCUUUCUCCAGCUGCAAAGGAAGGGAAAGGACUUUGUUGGGUGGAAGAAUUUAAGAUACCCGGGAACAUCAUCCGUGUUUUUCCAGAUCAAGGCCAGUUCAUGCACAGGGAUGAGCCCCGGAGCUGGUUGUGUCUACAAAAGCGGCUGUAUUUUAAUUUCUCUGCCCUGGAUGAAGGGGAGCAGGUGACCAUGGCCCAGCUGGAGAUUAGGUUCCACCACAAUCAAUACCAUGCUGCUAAGCCGGGUUACCCUUUUGAGCUGACCCUCUACAAGGCUUCCCAAAUGGCCCUGUGGGGCAUGUCCAGCCACGCGUACAGCCGGAAGCUCUUGGCUGAGCAGUCCUUCAUCCACUUGUAUAAGUCGUUCGUCUUCAAUCUGACUGAGGUGGCAAAGGGUUGGCAAGUCCCCACUAGGAAUUUGGGUCUGGUCCUUGAAAUUGGUGUCCCAGCUUCCCCAGAGCAACAGCUUUGCUCCAGCAUCGAUUCUUUCCUUGAGGCCUCCCUGCUUGUGGUUUCCCUCACCCCUAAAGACUGCAGAAGUGCCCGGAAGAGACGGAGUACUUACUAUGUCCCAGCUGCUGCCAGCAACAUUUGCAAGCCACGCCGGUUGUACAUCAGCUUCAGUGAUAUCGGCUGGGAGAACUGGAUCAUUGCCCCGCAAGGUUACCUGGCUAACUACUGCCUGGGGGAGUGCCCUUUUCCCCUAACAGAGGAACUCAACAGCACCAACCAUGCCAUUUUGCAAACAGUGGUGCACUCUCUCGACCCUGAAGGGACCCCCCAGCCUUGCUGUGUCCCAGUGCGCCUUUCGCCCAUCUCUAUCCUAUAUUACGACAACAAUGAUAACGUUGUGCUGAGACAUUACGAGGACAUGGUUGUAGACGAAUGCGGAUGCCGAUAAAUGGGGCAAUAUGUUCCCUUGCGCGGCUCUGGCUGAGGUCAGCAGACUCAUUUUGAUUGGGUAGUUGUGCAGGGGGGCAUUGCCUAGACUCUUCUUGCUGCAUCUCUGUUGGAAACCAAAUUAUCCAUACCCCUUUGGUUUAUAAUGCGCUGGCAUGUUAGGGGAUCGCUCCACUUCCACGGACGACUGCUUGCUUAAAAGGAUUUCAAAAUCUCAAAAUUUUAUUUUCUGCGUCAAAAAUCUAUUUUCUGAAGCUGUGCGUAAGUAUUGUCAUGGGGGGGGGGAGUUGCCUUUUGCAGGGUUGCACCAGGAUUUUAAACAUCAGUUAUCACUUCCAGAUUAUUUUCUUGGGAUAAAAAUAUAUCUUCAGAAUAUAACUCUAAUGGUCACCGCGAUGAUAAUUGAAUAAGUUGUUUUUUACAAAUGUUUUAAUAACCUUUGUGUGUGGGGGUUGCCUGUGUGAGUUUUUGCUGGAGAGAAGGGAAUCUGUUUGUCGUAAUUAAAACAGAACUAAAAUGAGGUUGAGGUCUCUUUUUAAUUGAUGGGGGGUUAAAGCAACAACAGUAUACACACUUGCCUGGAACUAAAGCCCACUGAACCCUUUGAAUUGAGUACACAUGCAUAGCACUACAUG
Rhineura floridana is the source of this 1845-nucleotide messenger RNA. It is a transcript of the gene GDF1, whose product is annotated as growth differentiation factor 1. Gene Ontology annotation, biological process: SMAD protein signal transduction; BMP signaling pathway. Lineage: Eukaryota; Metazoa; Chordata; Lepidosauria; Squamata; Rhineuridae. The transcript is spliced from 2 exons. Gene Ontology annotation, molecular function: growth factor activity; cytokine activity. The record is from RefSeq and is a predicted model, not a curated record. The coding region runs from base 120 to 1211 and encodes 363 amino acids. Gene Ontology annotation, cellular component: extracellular region.